GUAAGAACAGCUGCAGAUGUUCCACAGUUCUGGUUUCUGCUCCUGGAAGUUCUCAGAAAUUUAAACUUUUUCUACUAGAUUUAAAACCCGACAGAACAAAGAAACCGGUCUGAGUGAUACGAGCGAACGGUUUAUGGCGACACGCCUGCGUCAGGUGUGUGGAUCUUUAACUGUUUCCUGUUCAAAGCUCAAAGUCCAUCCGACGGACAGAGACGACCCAUAGACGAUCCACAGACGAUCCAUAGACGAUCCACAGAUGACCCAUAGAUGAUCCACAGAUGACCCAUAGAUGAUCCACAGAUGACCCAUAGACGAUCCAUAGAUGAUCCAUAGAUGAUCCAUAAACAACAAGGAGACUAAAGAAGAGUUUCUCUGAGCAGAACCCAACAACGAACUAAAAGAAGAGGACUAGCGGACGAAGCUGGACGAACUCUGAGGUUCUAGAAGCGGACGUGGAACCAUACAUGGAUUGUACCUGAGGACGUUCAGGUCGGAUAAAGUCUCUGCUGACUGACCGUCUGACUGGCGGCCAUCUUGGAGUGGCGUUCAGAACACAUCACAGGAACGUUUGAUCAAAACAGUCUGAGGUCUCCAGAACAUCAAGGAACAGCACAGACUGAGCAGCAGCUCCAGCCGGGGCUCCUCCCGGUUCCUCCGGUUCCCCUGCUGCAGCGCCCCCUGCUGGGCAUCAUGGAGCCUGGAGCCAGCCGGCAGCAUCUCCAGGUUCUGGGAGAGAACGAGGCGCUGCAGCAGUUCUUCAACGGACAGGAUGUGAAUAAUGUGCUGGACAACUCCGUCGCCGUGGACACGAGCAUCCUGGAGCAAUACCUGAGCAACGAUGUGGAUCCCAGCAGCUUCAUGCUCCCUGAGUCUCCUCCUGAUUCCAGCUCAGAGGCCUCUUCACCUGCUCAGAUACCAGAAAUACCAGAAAUACCAGAUUUACACUACAAGCCGUCCUAUUGGUCCAACCAGCAGAUGGCCCAGGACGUAUUUGUCCCAACGACCCAAUCCGGUGCCUCCUGUUGCUUUAAGGACCGAGGCUCCGCCCCCUCUGAGCUGCUGACCCACCACCAGCUCCGUAACUUAGGAUUCACUAAUAUGUACGUGAAGUCUGGGACUCCACCCGCCCCCCCACACCUCCAGACUCACCACUCAUCUGAACACUACCUGAGUCCACAGAGCUGCUUGCAGGUUUACACUCCGCCCACACCUCCGUCCCCGCCCUCCAACAGCUACCACGCACCAAUCACAGCUGUAGCCACACCCCCUUCAGUCGGCCUGUCGGGCUCUGCCUCCACAUUACGAACCUACUCCCCAGACAGUAAAAAGAGGAGGAGAUCUGAGUGUGAGGAACCAUCGGCAUCCUGCAUUGAAGGUGACGGACCUCAUGGUGGCGCUGCAGGUCCCAAUGUUGGUGGACUGACUGUGGGUUCUCACCAGCUGCUGGCCUGGGAACAGUACAGACUGGAACAGUGGGGCACCUUCUACGACAGCAGCUACCAGAUUCUGUCUCCUCCUGCCUACCACGUUGAAACAGAUAAAGGUUUCAACUACUCUGCCACCGACGAGGCCUUCGUUUGCCAGAAGAAGAACCACUUUCAGGUCACGGUUCACAUCGGUGUGGCGGCAGAACCACAGUACGUCAGGACACCCAGCGGACCUCAGCAGGUCGACCACUUCCAGAUAAAAGCGUUUGGAGUUAAGUUGGAAACUCCGAGCCACCAGGUGACCAUCGAACAGUCCCAACCGGACCGCACCAAGAAACCGUUCCACCCGGUCAGGAUCAAUCUGCCUGGUGGUAAAAUAACCAAAGUGACACUUGGAAGGCUUCACUUCAGCGAGACGACGACCAACAACAUGAGGAAGAAAGGAAAACCCAACCCAGACCAGAGGUAUUUCCAGAUGGUGGUCGGUUUGUACGCUGCAGUCCGAGAGGAAACGUUCCUCCUAACAGCUCUGGUGUCGGAGAGGAUCAUCGUCAGGGCAUCCAACCCGGGUCAGUUUGAGACGGACGGCGACACCUUGUGGCAGCGGGGUGCGCUGCAGGAAGCCGUGGUGUGUCACGGUCGGGUCGGCAUCAACACCGACUCCCCCGACGAGGCGCUGGUCGUCUGCGGCAACGUCAAGGUGAUGGGCGCCGUCAUGCAGCCAUCCGACCAGCGUGCCAAACACAACAUCCAGGAGGUCGACUCUGAGCAGCAGCUGAAGAGAAUCACUCAAAUGAGGAUAGUGGAGUUUGAUUACAGACCAGAGUUCGCCUCUUCGAUGGGAAUAGACCACACUCACCAGACAGGUAUUAUCGCCCAGGAGGUGAAGGAGCUGCUGCCGUCUGCGGUGAAGGAGGUCGGAGACGUCACCUGUUCUGAUGGAGAGACGAUAGAGAACUUCCUCAUGGUGGACAAGGAGCAGAUCUUCAUGGAGAACGUCGGAGCCGUUCAGCAGCUGUCGAAACUCACCGACAAUUUGGAGACUCGGAUCAAAGAGCUGGAAGUCUGGAACCGUCGACUGGCCAAACUGAAGAGUCUGACGGGCAGCCUGCGCUCCACCGGGGGGCCUAAGAAGCACAGCGUCGUCUCGACCACAUCCAACAUCGACUCCUGUAAACCGGAGAAAGUCGAGAAGGAGGUUCAGAGUCGGAAAUCUAACAGCUGUCUGCAGCACAAGGUCUUCCAGGCCAGCGUCUUCACCCUGUUAGCCACCAUGGCCUUCUGCGUCAUCUCCAUCACUGCGCUGUACCUGGUCAACUUAAGGGAGGACGACUUGACUCUGUUUCCAGGCAACAACAACGGCAGUGAAGUUCCUCUGCACACCACCUGGAUGAGCACAGUCCGUCCCACCAGUCCUGCUGGUCUGUGGCCUCCAGAUGUGGACUUCUGUGAUCUGCUGUACUGUGAUCAGGUGUACUGCUGCCCGGCGCCUGCAGGGGGCAGCAACAGCUCCACGGCGUUGUCCACUGAGUCGUCCGAUCGCGAUGAUAUAUCCGAAAUGAGACAAGAAACAUUUUACGACCAUCUGAAAAACGCCAGAGACUGGACGAAUACGACCAUCCAGUCCUUCAGGAUCAAAGAGAACCAGCAGCUGAUCGACAGUAGAUACUGUCUGAGGGACCAGUGUGGAUCUGGCCGGUUCGUCUUCAGAGUUCCCAUCAGUCAGUUUGUUCCAGACAACAUGAGAGUGACUCUGAUCAUGAAUUCUACGGAGCUGCUGGUCGUUCAUCUGUGCAGUUUUGAUGAAUCGGUUUCCUGCUCGUCUCUGAUGGAUAAAAACACCAUAACCGGCAGCACAUAUCCAUCAAACACUCAGGGGGAACAUGAGUGGCCUCUUCAUGUAGCUCGUCUUUAUCACAGCUCCUAUCACUUCCGUUCUGCAGUCGCUGGUCAGGCUGACUGCAGUACUGAUCACCACUACAUGGGGGCGCUCUUCACAGAUUACCACUUCUACUUCUACAGACGCUGCAUAGACUCAUAAACACAAUAAAAGACAAAUUUACCCCAAAAAUCCAGUUUUAUAUUUUAAAUAUUUGCUUUUCCGACACAGAGAAGUUUUUGACUUCCUGUUGUGUUUUUUGUUUUUUAAAGCUGCAGAUGUUUUUAUUGUCAAUGGUGUAAUUCAUUAUUCACUGUGAUGUUGAACUAUUUAACGUAUUUUACUCUCAUGUCUGUUAGUUAAUCUGAGAUUUAUCCGAUGAAAACAUGAACUCAGAAACAUCCCACCUUCUAAAAAUGAACCUUUAAUCUGAAGUCAAAUGUGGAAGUUUUGAGUCGUGUGGAAACAUAAAUGUGACGACACGAGAUGGUGAUUAGAGUUGGAAAAAACUAAAAACAUUUGUGCUGUGCAACAUUGAGUCUAUUUUUUCUGGCUUUUCUCAAAUCUUUGCUUGUUUUCUUGUGAGAAACUGGAGACGUAUGAAACCUGCUCGUUUAAAGUUUGUCAACCUAAACUUGAAACGAAUCCAAAAAGAAUGGAGUGUUUUGUUUUUCUUGGUUUUUAGUCGUUAGCUUUUUGAGAAUUACAUGAAUUCUAUGAAUAAAGCUCGAAUUUCGA
Molecule: messenger RNA, 4044 nt
Organism: Amphiprion ocellaris (clown anemonefish)
Lineage: Eukaryota; Metazoa; Chordata; Actinopteri; Pomacentridae
Product: myelin regulatory factor-like protein
Exons: 26
Coding region: 691-3468 (925 amino acids)
Biological process (GO): positive regulation of DNA-templated transcription; protein autoprocessing
Cellular component (GO): nucleus; endoplasmic reticulum membrane
Molecular function (GO): sequence-specific DNA binding; DNA-binding transcription factor activity
Source: RefSeq, a predicted model, not a curated record